Messenger RNA from Solanum dulcamara, 1063 nucleotides. Its product is annotated as probable calcium-binding protein CML22. NCBI's taxonomy places the organism in Eukaryota, Viridiplantae, Streptophyta, Magnoliopsida, Solanales, Solanaceae. Bases 134 to 880 code for a protein of 248 amino acids. The record is from RefSeq and is a predicted model, not a curated record. Gene Ontology annotation, molecular function: calcium ion binding. The transcript is spliced from 5 exons.
CAAUUCACCCCUUUUUUUCUAUUCUCUUUACAUUCCCCUUUAUACACUCUACCUAUAUAUAUAAUCUGAUCCAUGUUAAAGGAGUCAGCAGCAGACCCUUUUGAUUUCUUGAGAUCUUUUCAUCAUCAAAGCGAUGAAAGAUUCACUAGCUCAGCCAUGUCCAGUACUUAAGUCAUUAUCCAACAAGGUUGGAAGCUUACUGUGCUUUAGGAAUGGGCCGAAGAAGUAUAAGAGAUUGGAUGCUAAGCUUGAAACAAAAAUGAUGGAGCUUAAAAGAAGCUCAUCAGGGCCAAGCAAAUUCAGGUCAAUCAAUAGCAUAAUCAUGAAAUUUCCUCAGUUCAAAGAGGGGUUGAAGGAGAUAAAAGGCGUCUUUGAACAGUUCGAUGAAGAUUCAAAUGGGACUAUUGACCGGGAAGAACUUAAGAAAUGCGUAAAGAAGCUGCAUUUUAAUGUUAAAGAGAAGGAAAUUAAUGAUCUUUUCGACUCCUGUGAUGUGGAUGAAAAGGAAGGGAUUCAAUUCAAUGAGUUCAUUGUUCUUCUAUGUCUUCUUUAUCUCUUGAUGGGUUCAUCCUCCUCCUCUGACAACACCUCGAAGAUUGUCUCACCAGAGCUAGAAGCAACAUUUAACACAAUAGUUGAGGCAUUCUUGUUUCUUGAUAAAAGUGGUGAUGGGAAACUGCACAAGAAAGAUGUCAUCAAGGCAUUAAACGAUGAAUGCCCUUGCGAGAAAUCCCCUUCUCAUGUCACUCGUACUCGAUUUAAAGAAAUGGACUGGGACAGGAGUGGCAAGGUCAGCUUCAGGCAAUUUCUUUUCGCGUUUCUUGAUUGGGUUGGUAUAGACACAGAUGAUGAGAAUCACACAACUAAAAAGGUAGACUAAGUGCAACAACAACGUCUCAACUAAACUAGUAGAUAUCGUCUGUAUGAAUCCUCACUAACCAUGUCUCUCCGUUUAAUGAAGUAUUUGUACAUAUAAAGUAGUUCUAUGUUUACGUUCAAGUUCAGUUAUUGCAUUUCUGAACAUCUUCUCUAAAUAAGCUUUCAUAUUUAAGGUAUAUUCUGC